CCGCUCUGCAGGAAGCCAUCUUGGAUCGUAGUUCCGUUUCCAGCCGAGGUAGUGCGAAUUUGCGGUCGGACCAUAACAUAACCUAAAGGUAGAUUCCUUUCAGUUCAGAACCUUUUUCUCUAUCUAAAAUAGUACAAUUAACAGUAUUCAAAACCUUGAUUUUGCCCAUAGUUUUUUAUGGGUUUGAAGGUUGAUCUAUAACACUAAGGGAGGAACGUGGACUGAGGGUGUUUGAGAACAGUGGCUGAGGAGAAUAUUUGGACCCAAAUGGGAUGAAAUGCUAGGAGGCUGGAGAAAGUUCCACAAGGAGAAGAAAUGGGCAGGGCAUGUAGCCCCAAUUUAAAAGACACACGGGGUUUUGGUAGGCAAACCAAAUGGAAAGAGACAACCAGAAGAUCUAGACGAGAAUGGAAUGGCAUGGACUGGAUUCAUCUGGCUCAAGAUUGGGACCAGUGGCAGGCCCUUGUGAACAUGGUAAUGAACCUUCAGGUUCUAUAAAAUGUUUGCAAUUUCUUGAGUGACUGGGAAAAUGUUGACUUCUCAGGAAGGACUCAUCGUUUUGGAAGAGGAGGGCUAUGUGACAUGUCCUAUGAUGCUGCCAAAAGUACCUAAUGGAGAAGUCCAGGAAGAUUUUAAGGAGAAAUGUAGAAUGGUUCUAGUGCUGAGUGGCGUGCUACAGGAGGAGGUGCCUCCCAACACGCGGACCUUAUUUCACAAUCAACCAUUUUAUAAGGACUCGGCAUCACAACUGCUUGCUAUUCCUACAAAGGUGGUAGGAUCUGUUGGCCUCCUCUAUGUCCAGCAAAGGGAAUUGGCAGUUACUGUACCCCAUGACAAAAAUGUAAAUAUUCUUGGGUCAGAUGACGUCACAACAUGCAUCGUUGCUCUCCGUCAUUCAGGUAAGUGUUUAAAUUAUAAGUUGCAGUAACUGUCAUACUGCAGCACAACAUAUUAGACAGUAUAAUA
Molecule: messenger RNA, 966 nt
Organism: Zootermopsis nevadensis
Lineage: Eukaryota; Metazoa; Arthropoda; Insecta; Blattodea; Termopsidae
Source: RefSeq, a predicted model, not a curated record